This is a messenger RNA of Candidula unifasciata, 939 nucleotides long. Lineage: Eukaryota; Metazoa; Mollusca; Gastropoda; Stylommatophora; Geomitridae. The record is from the annotation of a GenBank genome assembly.
AUGCUGCAGACGUUGGAGAGGGAGCCACAAGAUGAUCUGUCCAAUCAAAUCUACGACAACUCCCCGGCUCCUGGCAAGACACCAUUCGAAAAUGGCGAGCGGACCAACAAGCGAGACAACCCACAUAAAUAUUUGCUGUACAAACCGACCUACGGACAGCUGAACACAUUUUUGGCAUCGGCUUUCAAGGAGUUACCUCCAAAUGGUGCCAUGUUGCUUUACAUUUCUGCUGAUGGUUGCCUGGGUAACCAGAAACACACUGAUGAUGCAGCCUAUGACCUUGGUGGUGUCAUCACCAACAGCAGACGUGAAGGAGAGGAACCUUCUAAAGCCAAGAAGACAGAGUUGUAUAAGGAAAUACACUGCUUACAUCCUGGAGACCUCUAUCCGUACACUCGGAAACCCCUGUUUCUGAUCAUUGACAGCAGUAAUAGUUCAGCAUUCCAGCUCCUAACUUGUUUGGCCACUGUUGUGUGUCUGCUGUCACCUGAACAGAUUCCCGCCACUGUAGAUCAACAGCUGAAAGGCAACUUAUUCACGUUGUUCCUGCACUGUCCACUGAUGGCCAUGUGCUGUGUGUGCAACAUUGCUGAUGUGCCCAUCACCCUGUGGGACAAGUGCCAAACUCAGAUGGACAAGUUUGUUGCAGACGCCUCCAAGUUGUUUAGUCGGGCACGGAAGCUAGACCACGCUUAUGUCCAGUUUCUGGGUGAUGACUUUCUGCGUCUGCUACUGCUGAGGUUUGUGUUCUGUUACAUCGUUCUCAUCCUGCACAAGGGGUUCAAGGGACCUAGUUACUACCCAGCAUCCCACCCUGCCCUCCCCACGGAUGAAAUCCUGGAGCAUCCAGCCCUCUACAAGCUUGUUCUUGACCUGGCCACUUCGUUAGAGGUCAGGAGUCUUUUUGCAGAGCCUGGUGAUGUAGAUAUCUCUGCAUAA